AUGAGAUGGAGUCUUAGUCAUAUUCAGCCAAACAUAUCUGAAGGAAAGCUAACAUAUCAUGCAAUGCACAACAUUGUUCACAUUGAUGAGAAAUGGUUCUACAUGACAAAGACUUCAGACAGAUAUUACCUAUUGCCGGAGGAGGAUGAGCCUUACAGGUCUUGUAAGUCAAAAAGAUUCAUCACUAAAGUGAUGUUCAUGUGUGCUGUCAGUAGGCCAAUGUUUGGCAGUGAUGGGCAGCCCAUCUUUGAUGGUAAAAUAGGCAUAUUUCCAUUCACACAACAAGUGCCAGCCAUGAGGAAGUCAAAGAAUAGGCCAAGAGGGACACUAGAGACAAAGCCUAUCCCAUCAGUUAACAAAGAAGCCAUGAGAGAAUGCCUUCUUAAUCAGAUUAUACCAACAAUCAAGGCAAAGUGGCCAGCCAAUGCAAACAAGGAGAUAUACAUCCAACAAGAUAAUGCCAAACCCCACUUGAAAUCCUCUGACUUACAAUUUGAGGCUAUUGCAAGUACAGAUGGUUUUAAAUUCCAUCUAGUCAGCCAACCAGCCAACUCCCCAGAUACAAAUGUGCUAGACCUUGGCUUUUUUAGGGCCAUUCAGUCUCUGCAAGAUGACAAACUAGCCACCAAUAUAGAUGAAUUGUUAGCAAAUGUUUGGAGUUCUUUUCAGGAACUCACACCCCAGACUCUAAACAAGGUUUUCCUAACAUUGCAAAGCUGCUUAACCAAGAUCCUAGAAGUCCAUGGGGGCAACAACUACAAAAUACCCCACUUGAACAAAGAUAGGUUGAGUAGGACAGUGGGGCUGCCUACCUCACUUGAGGUUGAAGAGAUUCUGAUUAGGGACAGCUUGGAGUAUCUUCAACUUUCUCAGAAUGAUGUGGGUGGAUCAUAUGAAAUAGAACAUCUAAUCAGUGUGUUGGGAUAG
Molecule: messenger RNA, 927 nt
Organism: Salvia splendens (bonfire salvia)
Lineage: Eukaryota; Viridiplantae; Streptophyta; Magnoliopsida; Lamiales; Lamiaceae
Exons: 2
Coding region: 1-927 (308 amino acids)
Molecular function (GO): nucleic acid binding
Source: RefSeq, a predicted model, not a curated record